Molecule: messenger RNA, 948 nt
Organism: Dromaius novaehollandiae (emu)
Lineage: Eukaryota; Metazoa; Chordata; Aves; Casuariiformes; Dromaiidae
Product: maestro heat-like repeat-containing protein family member 7
Exons: 7
Coding region: 1-948 (315 amino acids)
Cellular component (GO): cytoplasm
Source: RefSeq, a predicted model, not a curated record
AUGUGGAGGGUGCUGCUGUCGAAGCCCAUGACUGCGGAGAAGGUGCUGGGAAAGCUGUUUCACGUGCUGUUGGACUGGCCAGUGCACAAGGCGUCGACUUUGGAUGGGGACCACAUGGACAUCUCUCCCCUGACCGCAACCAUGGCGCUGCAGGAGAUCCUCCAGUGGCCCCCCUGCCCACCGCAGGUGGAGGCAUUUUUCCCCCAGCUCUUCCUGGCGCUGCUGUUCCAGAUUUCUGUCACCGCAGCGCUGACGCCGGAGGAGGCUGAGAUGUGCUGGAGGGAAUGCCGAGGGGAAGAGUCUGCUCUCACCAGCCCCGUCAGGGCCGCAGUGCGGGCCAUGAAAGCGCUGCUCUGCCGUGCCGGCUACGAGCGCCAGGUGCUGCUCAUGGCGAGGAAGGGUGGCUGGGACAUGCUCCUCCGCGCUGAGACCCACCACAGCGGAGUGGCUUUGCUGGCCAGGGAAAUGAGGGAGACCCCAAGAAGCCUGCGAGUUUACCUCCUGCGCCAGCUGGCAGUGCUGCUCCGCCUGGAGGAGCCCUCCCAGGAGAUCUCCAUCCUGGCUUUCCUCGUGGAGCUUGUGGAUUGCCCGGACCUUUGCGAAGACAAUGCUCAUAUCCUGCUGCUCCUUGCGAGGUAUCUGGAGCGUGGCAGCCAGGUGAUACGUGGACUGGUGCUCAGAGGCCUCAUCCUGCUGUGCGACAGGCCGCAGACGGUAAGAGAAAUGCGCUUCCUGCUGCCACUCAUCAUGGAGCAACUGCGGGAUGCGGACAGCGACAUCAGCACUAAGGCCCUGGUGGUGCUGCGACACGUGGUGCACGUCACGGGCGAGGAGACGGUGGCCAGCAUUGCUCCGCAGCUGUCCGCGGAGCUGCUGCUGCUCUUUGAUGCCCGCCGGCAGGAGGGCUGGGCGCGAGGGAGACCGUGGGCUUGGAGCAGCCAGCACUGA